Messenger RNA from Paramisgurnus dabryanus, 1806 nucleotides. The record is from RefSeq and is a predicted model, not a curated record. Lineage: Eukaryota; Metazoa; Chordata; Actinopteri; Cypriniformes; Cobitidae.
GUUUAUCUGAGAAGAAUAAAAAGGAAUAGAUAAUGUGUGUGUGUACAUAUGGUGUAAAAGAAUAACAAGAGGCCACUUAAAAAAGUCACAUUGAGGCUCGGACACCAUAAGGUGUUAGAACAACUGAUGAUGGAAGAAGAAUCAUCAUUGAGUUCAGAUAGCAGUUCAGAAUCGGACUAUAGUGAGAAUGAAGGAAAAAAAGAACAACCGAGAAAACGGAAAAUGACAACACAAAGAUAUUCUAGGCAGUCUUUAGAAAAACUUAUAGAAGACAAAUCUUCACUUCCUGUCACAUGUGGGGAUAAAGAAGGUUCCUUGUUUAUUGAGAAAUUUAAUAACAGUGAGAAAUGCAUCUUGAGCGAAGAUCAGUGGUUUAAGCCCAGUGAAUUUGAGAAGUUUGGAGGGAAGGAGAAAAGCAAAAAGUGGAAGACCAGCAUACUUUGCGAUGGCAUUCCAUUCCAGAAACUCAUAGAGGAUAAACUUAUUUCAUGCCCAGUCUUUAAGAAAAGAAGAAUUGAACAUGAAAAGAGUGAAUCUCGUGAAAGCUCACCUGUCACUGUCAGGCUCAGAAGAACAAAGAGUGAAUCGCGUGAAAGCUCACCUGUCGCUAGCAGACUCAGAGAAACAAAGAGAAACUGUUCUGAAUCCUCAUAUGAAUCUGGCACACGCAGAAGAACAAAGGCUAGGAAAAAGCUGGUUUCCUCCAGCUCUGAAUCAGAAGGAAGAGACAGUGUCCACUAUGAGAACAAUGACAACAUCAACAACAACAGUGAUGAUGAUGAUGAUGAUGAAAUUAACAUUACCAUGUUUCAAAGUCCAACCCUACCUGUUACCUGCGGCUCUGUCACUGGCACUCUUCACAAAAAACGCUUUGCUAAAGGACACUGUGGGAAAUGCAUAAGGACUGAGGAUUUAUGGCUUACACCUGAGGAUUUCCUCAGACUGGGCAAACAAGAUGGGAUAUGGAGGAAAGACAUUGUGGCUCAUAAAACAACGCUCGGAAAACUUCUAAUGAGAAGAGUUUUGGAACUUCAUGCAGUCAACUGUGAUUGUAAUGUCUGUGAAGAACUCAAUCAAACCAAUGAUGACGGCUGUUACAUCUGUGACUCUGAAGAAGAUCUUGUGUGCUGUGAUGAGUGUCCACGAGCUUUUCAUCCACACUGUCACCUACCAGCUGCUGUGGACAUCGACUCUGGAAUCCAAUGGAGCUGUACAUUUUGUAUGAGGAAAACAUUUAAGGGAUCGAAUCAAAAGACACAACAGGAGGUUUUAAACAGUCCACUUUCGCAGUACAAACUGCACUGCCAGUAUUUGUUGUUAUACCUGCUGCGCGAGUGGACUGCUGAGCCCUGCACCAAAGUUUUAGACAAUGAGAGUAAAUGUAAAGCAGAUGGCAUCAGGCUGAAUUUACAGAAUGACAAUUACCAAACAGUGGGCGAGUUUGUCAAAGAUAUUGAAAACAUUUUUCAACACGGCACCUCUAAAAGGGAUAAUGUCUUCAACAGAAUGGAGCAUUUGUUUAAGAAGGAGUUUGUGACCAUCUUUAAACUUCUAUAACAUUAUGCAUUAAACAAAUCACUGUAUUCAAAACAAAGCAAAAAUAAUGCUGAAUUGUGUGUACAAAAAUGACAGAAAAAUAAAGAAUGGUUAGGUUUUUACUAAAUGAUAUGAGGCUUGCGCUUAGAGACUUUAAUUAUUUGGCUACAUUCACACGACCAAGUCUCAAAAUGUAUUUUAAAUUCACCUGUCAAAUGGAUAAAGAAAAGGCGUUGGCAAAAGUUUCAAAAAUAAAAUCCUAAACCUGUU